Molecule: messenger RNA, 1917 nt
Organism: Eremomyces bilateralis CBS 781.70
Lineage: Eukaryota; Fungi; Ascomycota; Dothideomycetes; Eremomycetales; Eremomycetaceae
Product: MFS general substrate transporter
Exons: 2
Coding region: 481-1917 (478 amino acids)
Biological process (GO): transmembrane transport
Molecular function (GO): transmembrane transporter activity
Source: RefSeq, a predicted model, not a curated record
CCCUACAAAAUAGACGUGUUUAUUAUGUGACAGUAGGGUGGGUAAAACUUAUGAAAUAAACAUUCAUUUAUUUCUUACACCCACCCUAUGACAGAAAGACCCUUGUCCUAACUCUAGUAAUUAUGUACCUUCCUACCGUUGACUUAACAACGCUAACUUAAUUGAUAGCUUAGCUAACUAGAUGAUUGAAUAGCUGUAUCUCUGUGGAUGAACAAUCAAGUAUCUAUAAUUGUUAGUAGAAACAAGCGUCUGACUAGCGAAAGACUUUGCACGCUACGUUCAUUCUCAGGUUGUGCUUUCGAUAUUCGCCAUCUUAGAGCAAAUGACACCAACUAUGAGGGCACACCGAAGUUUUCCUGGAGGUACGGCAUCACUGCCCUGAAGGUGCGUAUAUAAAGAAGUAUUGCUGUUUGACGUUGGAUGGCCAUUCUUGCAACCAACUACUCGUCGUGUUCCUGAUUGUUGAAGAAUACGAACAUCAUGAGUUCGACAAAUGCAAACCGUGGUUCUCUCACUCCUGUCGACGACAAGGUCACCACAACAGUCUCUACGAGCAAUGAUGACGCGGAAUACGCUACGAACAGCGCGCCGACCAGCGUCUUACCUAAGUCUAGAUUUGCGCGGUGGUACAGGAGCACUUUGUUCAACGUCAUUAUUGUCGGUCUGAUCUCAUUCACUCAACCUGGGAUUUGGAAUGCAUUAUACAGUGUUGGUGCUGGCGGGCAACAGGAGCCAUACGUUGUGAAUGGCGCUAGCGCUCUUACUUUCGGACUCAUGGUUUUCGGUUGCUCGAUCUUCGGUGCUCUCACCAACAAAAUUGGGCUGAAACCCAUCCUCAUCAUGGGCACGCUAGGAUACGCACCGUAUUCGGCGGCUCUCUAUUGCAAUACCAAAUACGGAACUCAGUGGGCCAUAUUCCUGGGAGCUACCACUUGCGGUAUCGCUGCGUCUGCCUUGUGGGCGGCUGAAGGUGCUAUUGCAGUUGGCUACCCCACCGUCAAGGAACGUGGGUUGUAUACCGGCAUUUGGCUUGGCCUGCGUCAAUUCGGCCAGCUUAUCGGUGCUGCAAUUCAGCUUUCCAUCAAUCGAAAUGAGAGCAGCAAAGGAGCAGUAAAUAUCAGCACCUAUGUCGCUCUGAUUGCUAUUCAGUGCGUCGGUCUACCGCUGGCCUUGCUGAUCUCGCCUCCCAACAAGGCAAUCCGGUCCGAUGGAACUUUGGUACUCGCUUCGAUCCAGAAGAGUAACGUUCGUUUGGAGUUCAAAAGGCUCUGGCAUCUGCUUAAGCAGCCACAGAUCUACUUUCUGAUUCCGGUUCUGGUGACUUUUAUGUGGAAUAGCUCUUAUCAGGGCAUUUAUCUGACAAAAUACUUCUCGGUCCGUGCCCGAACUCUUUCGUCCUUGACGUCUGCUAUUGGCAUGAUAAUUGGUGACUUGCUAUGGGGCAAGUGGCUCGACUUGAGUCUAUUUGGCCGUCGCAAUACCGCAAAAUUUACGUGGAUGCUGUUUUCGGUCAUCAUGGUCGGCCUCUUUGGAUGGCAAAUAUCGAACGAAUAUCUGUAUGAGCGAGCCAGCCUUGCAGCUACCUUCGACUGGAAUUCACCUGGAUUCGGCCGCGCCUAUACUGUUAACCUGCUAUUCAGUUUGAUGAACGAGAGCCAUAACAUUUUCGUGUACUGGCUUCUGGGCACAUUUGAGAUGGAUUUCGAAAAUAUCACUCUGGCCGUUGGUCUCAUGAGGACCUUCGAGAGUCUGGGGUCAACGCUGUCGUUCGCUGUUGGCUCCGCGAGAAUCACGCCAAUGACCAACUUGAUCAUAUCUUUUGUGGUCUUUGCGAUUUCAAUUCCGACAACGAUGAGGGUCACGUGGUUGGUGCCUGGGAGUCCUAGUGAUAAAGGACCUACAAAAGCAAAUAUAUGA